CAGGAUGCGUACCGGAAGAGGCGGGCAGAUGGCCGGAAGUGGGCCAGGGACACCCGGAACGCCUUGGGGGAGAUGAAGCCGGCGGUGGACGAGAUGUUCCCCGAGGGCGCCGGGCCCUACGUGGACCUGGAUGAGGCCGGAGGCAGCACCGGGCUUCUGAUGGACUUGGCAGCCAAUGAAAAGGCAGUUCACUCGGACUUCUUUAAUGGUGCCUGCCACUACAAAGAACUUUUGUCACUCGUUAGUGGCAGCUACGAUGUUAUCUUGUCCGUCACAUUGGUUUUCAGCGUAUCUAAGACCCUCGAAAGCCUGAGUCCAGGCGAUUUUCUUGGCUCCUUUUCAGCCAGUCGUUGCCUAAAAGGAGAACUAGUCUGCCUAGAUUUUGAAGAUCUCUUUGAUGAUGAUGACAUCCAGUGAGGCGCUGUCCCAUGCUGCGUGUGGUCAAGCCUUUGCUGCGUGAGCAUGUGUUGGAGCCCUCAGGACAGUCCCAUGGUUCUGCAGAACAGGGGGGAACACCUGAAAUGAGCAGAUGGUUAACUGAGAAAGGACGGUUUCAGCCAUCUGGGUGAGGUCAUUCCAUCUCUGAAUGUGACCAACUGUUGUCCUUCAAUUAAAAAAGCGAUGUCAUCACUA
Messenger RNA from Myotis lucifugus (little brown bat), 633 nucleotides. It is a transcript of the gene COPS9, whose product is annotated as COP9 signalosome subunit 9. The record is from RefSeq and is a predicted model, not a curated record. The transcript has 4 exons. NCBI's taxonomy places the organism in Eukaryota, Metazoa, Chordata, Mammalia, Chiroptera, Vespertilionidae. The coding region runs from base 73 to 417 and encodes 114 amino acids. Gene Ontology annotation, biological process: negative regulation of protein neddylation.